AUGUCGGUUGACACGAAAAAAAACUACUUUGGACCUCGAGAUGAUGAGAAUGCUGAGGAGUACUGGACAAUCCUGCUCGAAGCUGAAGAGCUCGGGGACGCUGAAGAGUGGGACAAGGCAUGCGAAGCACAGGAACGAGCAGUCAAAUACGCUGAAGAACACUAUGGCGAUGAUCUUAAUGCCAAAAGUGGCCUUGCAUACCUCUACCGACAAGUGAGUCGCCACAAGGAUGCCGAAGCACUCGACAGGUACAUCCUCUCGGUGCGACAGCAAAUCCUCGGAGAUGACCAUGAAGACACAGUAGCAAGCCUGAAUAAUCUUGCCAUUGAUCUGAAAGCACAAGGUGAAUAUGAUCAGUCACUUGAGCUCGACAAAAAAGCAUUGGAUAUUAUGCUUCGCAUCAAGGGUGAAGAUUCCCAAACUACACAGACCAGCAUGCACAACCUUGCCAACAGCUACUUUAACAACAAAGAUUACCAGGCUGCUCUGGACUUGCACCAACGUGCAUUGGAUCUCCGAACAAAGUCUCUCGGCCCUGAACAUUAUCAGACCAUCAUGACGAUGGACCUAUUAGGGAGAGAUUAUGGUGCCUUGAAUAAGCUCCAGGAGGCUAUAGCUCUCCAGGAGAAAGCCGUGGAAGCUGCAAAGUCUCAUCUUGGCCCCUCUAAUCAGACAACCAUCAAAUGUAGCCUGAACCUGGCAAGCACGUAUGGUCGUCUCAACCAAGCCAAUGCCGAGGAAAUGCCUGGAGGGACGUGGGAGUCUAAAGGGAUCAAACUCCUAGAAGGAAUAGUGGAAAUGCAACGACAGGGCCCUGGUGAAGACCAUUCUGAUACCAUUGCCGCUAUAAACAACUUGAGCGUGGCAUAUUUCCAUGCUGGCCGACUGGAGGAUGCCAUUCCUCUUAUGCAGAAGUCAGUCGACUGGAAUAUGAAAAAAUUGGGACCAAACCACCCGCAAACUCAAGCCGCGUCGGGCAAUUUGGACUACGUAUUUGAAAAGCUCGGGAUGACUCGAGCUUCAAUUUUUUGA
This is a messenger RNA of Trichophyton rubrum CBS 118892, 1032 nucleotides long. RefSeq lists its product as uncharacterized. Gene Ontology annotation, molecular function: protein binding. The coding region runs from base 1 to 1032 and encodes 343 amino acids. The transcript has a single exon. NCBI's taxonomy places the organism in Eukaryota, Fungi, Ascomycota, Eurotiomycetes, Onygenales, Arthrodermataceae. The record is from RefSeq and is a predicted model, not a curated record.